Molecule: messenger RNA, 2430 nt
Organism: Xenopus tropicalis (tropical clawed frog)
Lineage: Eukaryota; Metazoa; Chordata; Amphibia; Anura; Pipidae
Gene: tyw5
Product: tRNA-yW synthesizing protein 5
Exons: 9
Coding region: 93-1046 (317 amino acids)
Molecular function (GO): metal ion binding; tRNA(Phe) (7-(3-amino-3-carboxypropyl)wyosine37-C2)-hydroxylase activity
Source: RefSeq, a predicted model, not a curated record
CUACAACAGGUUCCUGUCUGGUAAUGAGGUACGGCUAUCCUUUGGCUUUUCGGCUGCUGUAGAACGACGAAUUCCAGCACUCUCUCGGUAUUAUGGAGAUCAAGCAGCAGAAAAUCUCUUUGCCUGAGUACACAAAUGUUGAUAGAGACAGGUUUCUCCAGGACAUUUAUCCCUUGAGAAAACCAGUUGUUGUGAAAGGCCUGCAUCUUGGAGCUUGCAGCACAAAAUGGACUGUGGACUAUAUAAGCAAGACAGGAGGAAGCAAAGAGGUGAAGAUUCAUGUAUCUGAACUCCCUCAAAUGGACUUUAUCAGGAAGAACUUCUUGUACAGAACGCUGCCUUUUGAUAUAUUUGUGCAGAGAGCAGCUGAGGAAAAGCACACCGCGUUCUUUAUCUCUGAGAAUGAAAAGUAUUACCUUCGUUCUUUGGGGGAAGAUCCUCGCAAGGAUAUUGCUGACAUCAGUAAACAGUUUCCUCACCUUGCCACAGAUAUCCAGAUACCAGAGUUCUUUGAGAAGGAUCAGUUUUUCUCCAGUGUCUUCCGCAUAAGCUCCCCAGGCCUGCAGCUUUGGACACAUUAUGAUGUGAUGGAUAACUUGCUUAUUCAGGUGACUGGAAAGAAGAGAGUUGUGUUAUACAGUCCUCGAGAUGCACCAUAUUUAUAUUUAUCAGGUGACAAAUCUGAAGUCUUAGAUGUGGAUAACACAGACUUGGUCAAGUAUCCUCUUUUUUCACAUGCCAGGCGAUAUGAGUGUUAUUUGGAAGCAGGAGAUGUCCUGUUUAUUCCAGCCCUUUGGUUUCACAAUACAGUUGCAGUUGGCUUUGGAGUCGGAGUGAAUGUCUUUUGGAAACACCUGCCUUCUCAGUGCUAUGAUAAAACAGACACUUAUGGAAACAAAGAUCCCUCUGCUGCCUCCAGAGCAAUGCAGAUCUUAGACCGGGCUUUAAAAACACUGGAGGAGCUUCCAGAGGAGUACAGGGACUUCUAUGCAAGGAGAAUGGUUUUACGUGUGCAGGCAAAAGCCUACAGUACUAACUAUGAAUAAACAUCUUAUAGACUGUUUUUGGGAUCUAAUUCCAUUGACAGAGAGCAAGUUAUUAUUUUAUCUAAACAAUGAACCAGAAAAAAGGUGAGGUAAUUUUAUCCCCACUUUAGCGAUUAUUGGCAGAGACAUGCUUGCCAGUCUAUUAUGUCAAAGUGGCUAUUUUUUUAAGUAACCAGCAGGGGUUUUAAAUUCCUAAAAUGUUAUGUUUUGUACCCAAAAAGUACAGGCUAUGAAAAUAAACUAUUAAAGGAAAAAAAAUAUCCUAAUUAUAUUGUAGCUCUACAAUUUUAAUAUUUUUUCAGGAAGACCUUAUUUAUGUGCUCUUAAUUCCAUAAGUGAGAGCUGAUACAAUUUGCAAUUGGUCUUAAUUUUUUAUUUUUUAUUGUGUGCAGCAGUUAUCUGGUAUGAUUUACCUUAGUAAACCAGGGAGUGGUUUGAAUGAGAGACUGAUAUAUUUAUAGGAGAGGACCUGAAUAGAAAGAUAAACAAUAAAAAGUAACAAAAAAAUUGUAGCUGCACAGGACAGUAGUUUAUUUUUGAAAGUUAGAAAGAGUCAGAUGAAGAAGGCACAUCAUUCAAAAACUAUAAAACAAAAAUAAUGAAGACCAAUUAAAAAGUUGCUUAGAAUUAGCCAUUUUAUAACAUACUAAAAGUUAACUUUAAAUUGAACCACCCCUUUGAAUGAGAUAUAUCUUAGAUUUUGUUUAACCCAUCAUGAAAAUCAUUCAGAAUUACUUAUAUACCCAUACAUUUUAGUUUGAUUGCCAUAAUGUCACUUUGUUUUAAAAAGAUGCCCUAUAAUAAGGUUUUAUGCUACUGUUAAUGUAAAUAUGCACAUAUUUAUCUGUACUUUUACCUUUAUGCAUGGUUGCUUCUAUAUUGCUUUUUUGUAUGGGGAGGUUUAAUUAGUUAAGUAAUAAUUCCAAAGUAUUUAUUGUGUUGACCGUGGCAAAGGGAUGAUGAGAGAGAAGAGUCUCUCUCUAAAUAAUCCAUAAUUGGUCAAUGUAAUGACUCUUAACUGCUGCAGAUUUUAGUAGAGGAAUUUAAAGGACAAGGAAAGGUUAGCUCAUUAGGGGGUGCCAAGCUUGAACCUUUUCCCCUGGUCCAGUCUGCUACUUUGUGGUAGGCACAUGCUCAGUAUGCUAGAAUUGCUCUAUUUUGCAUGUGUCCGACCCAAGCCUACACAAGAACUACAGAGUACAUAAAACAAGAUGGCAAAACAGGGCAGAAGGCUAGUGUUUGGUUCAUUUAAUUUUUGUGAAUUUUUUGAUGUUGGUGAAUGCUGGGAAUUCUCUACCCCUUAGUUAUACUGAAGAAGCCUCAAGGAUGAGUGUUGAAAUGUUUUUAAGACUAUAAAGCAAUUCUAUUUGCAUUAGACUAAUAA